Molecule: messenger RNA, 2391 nt
Organism: Closterium sp. NIES-65
Lineage: Eukaryota; Viridiplantae; Streptophyta; Zygnematophyceae; Desmidiales; Closteriaceae
Source: the annotation of a GenBank genome assembly
AUGAUUCGCCCCCGAUCGUCUCGUCGCGCCACUGGGAUCGCCCACUCACCGCGCGCUGCUGCGCGCCGCACCCCGCUGCUCCGCGUGCUGCUCGUCGCCGCGCUGCUGCUGCUGCCGCUCCUCGUCUUCUGUCGCCUCCGCUGGUCUGCCUUCCAGCCUCCUCGGCAAUCCUCCGCCUUUCCCGCCGGAAAUUCUCCCUCCGCCGCAUCAGCUGCGCGCGCCCUCUCCCGCCCAUGGCGCGCGCGGCGUGGCGGCGGGGCCUCGGAGGACGAGCUAUCGAAGGCGGCCGCGGCGCAAGAGGCGCUCGGGGACGUCGCGGCGCAGACGGACGGGGAUGCGCAAGCGGGUGAGGCGCAAGCGCAGGAGGGGCGGAAAUUGGGGAGCGGAGGAGAUGAAGGGGGCAGCGGGGCAGGGGAGGCGGGGCAUGGGGAAGAAGGUGAAGGCAGCGCGGCAGCGGAAGGCGCGGAGGGUGAAGCGGGCAGCGGCGGAGUGACGGCAUGGACAGCAGCGUACGGGCUGGAGCACCGCUGGAGUGCUCCCACUUCCAUCUCCCUGCCGCCCGCCGUCGCUGCUCACAUUGCCGCCAGGCGGAGGAGGAGGAGGACGCAGGGAAGAGGCAAGCGAGAGGGGGGGCGGACAGGGCAAGGGGUGGGGGAGCGAGAGCAGGAGGGCGAGGAUAGCGGGGAUGCAGGCGGGGGCAGUGGUGGCGUGCCUCCUGCGCCGCACCUGGUGGCGUGUGAGGCGGCAGCAGCGCAGCAGCGCCUGCUGGAGCAGCGCCUGCCCGACGGCUCGCCCCCGCCCUGGGCUGCCCCUGCUGCCGCCGCCACUGCCGCCGCUGCUGCCGAGGCUGCAGACCCCAAGGGGCUCCACGAGGGGCUGAGAGGGGCGGGCCGUGGGGAAGGAGACGAGCGCCGUGAGGCAGGGCAGUUGGGGCGCAAGCAGCAGGAGCGGUGGACCACCGUUCCUCAGACGCCGUGGGUGCAGGGCAGCGAUGCGGACAACCUGCCAUUCACACGCGUGGUGCAGGCGGCGCUGUGGCUGCACCAGUUCCCACGCGACUGCGAGCACGGUGCGCACCGCUUCCUGCUGUACCAGUGGCCGGGCGAGGGCGACCACGGGCUGGGCUCCGACGUGCACCUGCUGUCCGUGGCCAUGGGCGUGGCGCUCGCCACAGGCCGCAUCCUCGUGCCGCACCGCAACUUCUUCCGCGCCCACCACGACGCCUGCUCCGGCGAGGCGGAGGGGUCACUGGCAUGCUACUUCGCACCGCUCACCCACGCGCACUGUGAGGCAGCGGUGGCGGCGCUGGUGGCGGCGCAGCCAGAGCUGGUGGUGCCGCCGGGCAUGGAGGGCAGUGCGGGCGAGGGCGUGGAGCGGUGGGUGGCGGGCAUGGUGGUGGACUGCCACGAGGUCAUGCACGCCCUGCUGCUCCAGCUGCGCGGCCCUCAGCCUGUGGUCAUGCUGCCUCUCUGCGCACCCUCCCACCUGCUGCAUGCCGUGCCGGGGUGGUGGGGCAGGCCAUGGGAGGCAGUGCCGCGGUCAGAGGAGGUGGUGGGCGACAGCACCCUGGCGGGGGCGCGCCAGUGGAACAGGGUGAGCUGGUGGCGCGCUCAGACCACCCGCUUUGCCAUGCGCUGGCCCUCGCCCUACCUCUGCCACGUCACCAACAUCGCACGCCAUGCCGCUUUUGGCCCACUCACCGCGCGACAAGUGGUCGCAGGAGAGGCGGCGAAACGGGCGGCAGAGCGCAUGAUGGCAGUCGCCAACCGCACUCAGUAUGAGCGGCUCAUGGGCGGCAUCGCGUGGCAGUCUCUGCCUUUCUCAGGGGGGAUUUGGGACGUGAGCAACACACAGGCUGCUGCUGCUGGUGGUGGUAGCAGUGGUGCGAGCAGCGGUGGGGCUGCCACACUGGCGUUCGCAGGCAGUGCGUGGUCGUCCCUGGUGUACGCGCCCCCGUACGUGCCACGACCCCUGCUCAGCAUGCAUGUGCGCGCGGGGGACAAGGGAUCGGAGAUGGAGUUGUUUCCCAUGGCGGCAUACAUGGUGCUGGCAGCGCGUGUGCGCAUGAAAGACCCCUCGCUGCACCACGUGUGGCUCAGCACCGAGAUGCAGGCAGUGGUGGACGAGGCGGCGCGCUUCCCCGGGUGGACGUUCCACCACACGCGCAACCCACGGGUGGGCGGGGGCAGCACGGCCAUGGUGCACUUUGAGAGUGCGCUGGGCCAUGAGCUGGCGGGUGCUGUGUCGCUGGCGAACCUGGCGGUGGCGGCUAUGGCGGACUACUACGUGGGCGCGCUGGGGUCCAACUGGAACCGCCUCAUUAACGAGCUGCGCGUCACGGGCGGCCGCCUCAAGGCGGGGUACCUCUCUGUCAACUACGACGAGCUGUAG